CCGCGUGUUCGGCGAGGAGCGCUUCGCCUCCUGAGAGCUCGACCUCCCCGUCCUGGCGGCCGUAUAACAGCGCAGGCUGCAGCUCGGUGCGGGCCUCCUUCACGUUGCGUGGAGCCUGAGGACCGGACGGCUCCGUGUGCACGUGCGCGUCAGAAACACCGCGAGCUACCGAGGCGGCAUCAGUUCGAGCAAGGCAUUCCUCGUUACCCCGGCAAACCUUCAGGGGGCUUUUAGCAUUUGUUCAGUCUGCAGUCUCUGGAAAACAUCUGAUUCGUUUUUUAACCAGAGCCAGAUGCGCCAGCGUGAGAGUGUGUGUGCGUGAGCGCGUCAGUGCGUGAGAACUUGGGGAGAAUAUCUGCUGUCUAGAGAGCGGAGAGGGGAGGGAAUCGGGAACCGUGUGGAUUUUUUUAAUAUAACUUUUAGGUAUGAACGCGGAUACGUGCGUCUCAUACUGCGAUAUGACAUCGAUGGAUUCAUAUUAUAGCACGUCUAACGCGCAAGGUAGGGAUCACCAGGCGAACCCGUUCAGGACUUUCCCGACCACUGAAACCAAAUAUAGCCCCACGUUCAUUCCGGCCAAAGGGCAGGCUUACGGAGAGAAGUCCCGUAGUCCUUUCCAGCCGGAGUGCCAGUCACUGGAUGGCGCUGAGGAGGGCACCUUCAGCAAAUACCAGCUCUUCAUGCAGCGACCGACCUGCAAAACUCCGCCCGAAGGGAGCAAGCUGCACGCGGACAGCGGACACAACGGGACGCUCAUCCCCUGCUAUGGGAAGGACAACAGUGGCCUGAUUGAGUCCGAGCUGCCCCCCAGCGUGGACCCUCCUGGGAUGGAGGGCAGCUAUCUGAACCUGAAGGAGCCGGUGAUGAAGGGCCAAAACGAGCGGCCGGGCUCCGACAUGUCCAGUCCUCUGGACAAAAGCGAGGCUGAGAGCAACAAGGGCAAGAAGAGGCGCAACCGCACGACGUUCACCAGCUACCAGCUGGAGGAGCUGGAGAAGGUGUUCCAGAAGACCCACUACCCGGAUGUCUACGCACGGGAGCAGCUGGCUCUGAGGACCGACCUGACAGAGGCACGCGUGCAGGUGUGGUUCCAGAAUCGCAGAGCCAAGUGGAGGAAGAGGGAGCGUUUUGGGCAGAUGCAGCAGGUCAGGACGCACUUUUCCACCGCGUACGAGCUGCCUCUCCUCACUCGGCCCGAGAACUACGCACAGAUCCAGAACCCCUCAUGGAUCGGGAGCAGCAGCGGCGCCUCCCCAGUGCCCGGCUGCGUGGUGCCUUGUGACUCUGUGCCCUCCUGCAUGCCCCCCCACCCCCACGGUCCGGGGGGCGUCUCCGACUUCCUGGGCGUGCCCAGUCCAGGAAGCAGCCACAUGGGACAGACGCACAUGGGCAGCCUGUUCGGCAGCCCUGCGAUGGGCGGGGGAAUUAACGGCUAUGAUCUCAACGUGGAUCCGGACCGCAAGUCCUCCAGCAUCGCCGCGCUGCGCAUGAAGGCCAAGGAACACAGUGCGGCCAUCUCUUGGGCGACAUGAUGCCCCCGCCCGGGUCCACUCAGCGCUGUGGGGGAGGAGGGAGCUUUUCCUGGGGAGCGCCACUGACAACACAGGUCAUCAGAACAGAUAAUAAGGGGUGGACAAUCAGCCAGACCAAUGUAACAAUGACUGGGACGAUAAGCAGAGGCUGAGAGUGAGACACAAACACCAGUGUGACACAGAAGAUGUUUCUUCUUCCUCAAUUUGUGACCCAAUUAAAAAAAAUGGGUCCGGCGUAUGACAGAUGAUGCACCGAGCAAUAUCACAGAUCGUUUACAAAAACACAGACGCCUUAUAGUAUUUUAGAUGACCCAUAUUGUUUGUCACCUUCAGGUUACGUCUGGUACCACCCCAGUUUCCCAGUCACGUUGUUUACACUUCACUCACACGUGAGCAAUCAGUACUUAAAUCAAGUUUAAAAUGGCUCCACUUGAUGAGGACAAACACAGAAGCAGAUAAGAGAAGCAGACAAGUCUCCUCUGUUGAAAACGUUCAUUUUGCCGUUCACGCUCGGACCGAGCGGAAGCAAUAAGUGUGUCCAACUGAGCGAGCGCAGACACGGCUUGUGCCAGUUUAGUCCAGGAGGGCGUCCAUUGGAGCGGCAGCGAUUUGAAACCAAGGUGCUGUUUGCUCCCCCGGGGGGAGGCUCCCCCGCAGAGGCCCGGGCCUCGGGUUACAGGAAACGGCGUCUCCACUGGCAGACGAGGCGCAGCAGCAGCAGCCUUCAACACCAACUAACCACAGCGGGCUCAAUCAGCCACCGGCAGGAAUAGACACGCUUCAUUAGCGUCAGGGCCAGCAAACGCGCUCGGACACAGACUCCGUCAGAGGCUCUGAGGGUCCUGAGCAGCGUUCUGUGAGCUUUAGGUAAUGUGAUGACGUGAGAGCGGGACUCCAGGAAUGCGGAGAGCAUGUUCAGUGAUUGCAGGCGUGUCUCAGUGCGUUGCCUCCCUGGAAUAAGCGCGUCACCAGCGCCGAGCUGCAGGCCGAGGGUAGAGACAGGCCUCAUUAGUCCUUUGGCUGAUCUCUCUAUGACGGCCCCUGGUGUGAAGGACUCGAGAAAGGUCUGCUCCUUAGAGCUGCCCAUUACAGCCUCACAGCAACUCAGUUAUUUCCCAUAUUUAUGCAGUUGCUGUUUUUUAGUCAAUAAAAUACUAGAAUUGUAAAUACAAAGACAAAGGCUUUAGAAAUGAAGCUACGGCUCAGUCCCCUUAAGAAACUGGAUGUGCCAGGAAACAUUUUAGGCUGUUUUCAGGAUUGAGCGGAUGUGAAGUGUGUCUGGGUUCCUACUUUGUCAGGUUUGCGGUAUUGGUCUUCUGGCUGAUGCUCCCUCAGUGCUCCCCUCCUCUGCAGCUCCACCCAUGUGGAUACUACUGAAACAAAUGCAUGGUUUAAUGUUAUGACGUACCGUGUGAACGCGAACAAUAAAAACGACAUUGUUCCUUUCGCUCGUACAUUUUUUUUUGCUUGUUUGUCAGAUAAUGGACCUCCAGAGAUAAACCAAUAAAGUAUUACAGCAAUAAUGCCAAGAAGUGUAAAAUGAUGGUUUGUGUGGUUGAAAUAGCUUUCUAAUGUUCUUAUUGCUUUAAGCAGCUUUUUGUAUAUUAAUCAAAUAUUUCUACAUCUGAUUGUGACAUUACAUAAUGUGCCAUUGCAAUAAGUUAUUGCACUUACAGUGUUGGAGAGGGUCUUUUGUAUUUUUUUUUACUGGUCUAGUGUCUUUCCUAAAGCCAGAGGUGAGUCAAGAACUGUCUCCAUAUUUAGCACCAUGAGCAGCAUCUAUUCAAGGUGCUGGACGUUUGUUUGUACAUAAGUAACUUGUUGUUUCUGUUCUUGAAGUCAAUAUGAAAUAAAUUAAUCUCCAACAGUGAA
Betta splendens (Siamese fighting fish) is the source of this 3404-nucleotide messenger RNA. It is a transcript of the gene alx4b, whose product is annotated as ALX homeobox 4b. Gene Ontology annotation, molecular function: RNA polymerase II transcription regulatory region sequence-specific DNA binding; DNA-binding transcription activator activity, RNA polymerase II-specific. NCBI's taxonomy places the organism in Eukaryota, Metazoa, Chordata, Actinopteri, Anabantiformes, Osphronemidae. The record is from RefSeq and is a predicted model, not a curated record. The transcript has 4 exons. The coding region runs from base 426 to 1532 and encodes 368 amino acids. Gene Ontology annotation, biological process: regulation of transcription by RNA polymerase II.